Rosa chinensis is the source of this 5724-nucleotide messenger RNA. Its product is annotated as ATP-dependent RNA helicase DEAH12, chloroplastic. NCBI's taxonomy places the organism in Eukaryota, Viridiplantae, Streptophyta, Magnoliopsida, Rosales, Rosaceae. The record is from RefSeq and is a predicted model, not a curated record. Gene Ontology annotation, cellular component: intracellular anatomical structure; catalytic step 2 spliceosome. Gene Ontology annotation, biological process: spliceosomal complex disassembly. The coding region runs from base 375 to 5522 and encodes 1715 amino acids. Gene Ontology annotation, molecular function: RNA binding; ATP binding; zinc ion binding. The transcript has 3 exons.
GUUGGUUCCUCGUGUGAAAAACAAGAUAGCAUAGGAAGAGCCAAACUUGAUUCUCAAGUCACAGAGACCCCUGGUUUGCCCCCUGUAAUCGUCAAUAGCACGACAACGGAAAAAGCUGGGGUAUUUGGUCCAAGACCCGAGAGUCUUCUGGAGUGACUAAGCCCCCUGCCCUCGUUGGGCGCCACGUAAGGGGAUCACAUCACAGAGCACAAGAAGAAAAGAAAAAAAAAGCCUCAGAGCCCCAGGCUUUUUGAAAGUUGAAAACCCUCUGAAAUUUGUGUGUGCCAUCAAUUUCUCACAUUCCGCAGUUUUUUCUUUCUUUUUUCUCUCUGGUCUUGCUAGGGUUUUCUUGAUUUGAUUUUCCGUUCGAUGCCAUGAGGGGAUCAAAGCCGGCCGGAAUGUCUGAGCAGCGACGAUUUUAUCCGCAACCAGGGUCCCACCCACGCGCCGCCGUUCCGCGACGGCCGUUGCCUCGAAUUCAGCGGCCGAAUUUCAUCGUUUAUCUUCUGUCCGACAAACGGGACCUCCGGCGGCCGGACAUCGAGGCGGUGAUCAACCAGUGCAGGGCGAAGCCGGAGAAUUUCCGGGUGAGUCCGGAGAACAACACAGUCGCGUCGAUGUUCUACGCGCAGUGGUACGACGCGCUCGAAGCGAUGGUCUGGCUGUGGGAGUCGCGGCUCGACCGGGUUCACAAUUUCAUGCCCAAGCUUGACGCCAACGACUCCGUCUCCACGCCGUCCGAUAGCGUGGAGCUGGAGGACCGCCUGAGAGCCUUGUUCGCCGGCCGAAUUAAGCAGUUAAUCGACGGCGACGAGGUGAAGAAGUGUGAAGCAAAGCGCCAAAUUUUGGCCAGAGAGUACGACCGAGUUCGUAAGCUGGCCAAGAGGCCUCAGAGGAAUUGGGAGGACUUACCGGAGAAGGAGAAGAGGUGCAGAGUUGAGCUUGAAUUGGUUGAGAGUAGGAUCAGAGAGUUCAGGUCUGCUAUGAACUGCUUGCUUGCUCAUGUUGAAGGGAAAGAGUUGGAGGAGUAUGGUGAAGAAGGCUUGAAGCUGUUUAAAUUCGGCGAAAUUCGGCCUUGGAGUCGAAUUCAGAGGUUAAUGGUGAGGGAGUGUCGCCGACUCGAUGAGGGAUUGCCCAUUUAUGCUCAUAGGCAGCAAAUUCUUGAGCAGAUUACUAAUCAGCAGGUCAUGGUGUUGAUUGGAGAGACUGGUUCAGGGAAGAGUACACAAUUGGUUCAGUUUCUUGCUGAUUCUGGAAUCGCUGCUGAUAAGUCCAUUGUAUGCACUCAGCCUCGCAAGAUUGCUGCCAAUUCAUUGGCAAAGAGAGUCAAAGAAGAAAGUAGUGGGUGUUUCUAUGGAGAAAGCACAGUUACCAGUUAUCAGACAUCGUCUGGACAGCAGUUGACUUCUAAGGUAACAUAUAUGACAGACCACUGUUUACUGCAGUACUACAUGAAAGAUAGAAAUAUGACCAUGAUUUCUUGCAUCAUAGUUGAUGAGGCUCAUGAAAGGACCUUGAGUACAGAUCUCCUUUUAGCAUUGAUCAAAGAUUUACUGGGUCGAAGGCAUCAGUUAAGGCUUAUAAUAAUGUCUGCAACAGCUGAUGCAGAAGUGCUUUCACAUUAUUUUUUCAACUGUAAAAUCUUUCAUGUAGUGGGGAGGAACUUUCCAGUUGAUGUAAAAUAUGCUCCCUCUUUCACUGACGGAACUGCCAGUAAUGUUGCUUCUUAUGUUUCUGAUGUGAUGAGGGUAGCAAGAGAGAUCCACAAGAAUGAGAAACAAGGGACAAUUCUUGCAUUUUUGACUUCUCAGAUGGAAGUCGAAUGGGUCUGUGAGAAGUUUAUAACACCUGGUACAAUUGCAUUGCCAUUGCAUGGGAAACUUUCUUUUGAAGAACAAUCUAAUGUUUUUCAAAAUCACCCUGGAAAAAGAAAAAUUAUAUUCGCCACAAAUCUGGCGGAGACAUCCCUGACAAUUCCUGGGGUAAAGUAUGUGAUCGAUUCUGGCAUGGUCAAAGAAAGCAAAUUUGAACCUGGAAGUGGUAUGAAUGUUCUCAGAGUUUGCAGGAUCAGCCAGAGUUCUGCUAAGCAAAGAACUGGGCGUGCUGGAAGAACGGAACCUGGAAUAUGUUAUAGACUCUACUCAGAAUAUGAUUUUCAGGCGAUGCCUCCAUGUCAGGAGCCCGAGAUCCGUAGAGUUCAUCUUGGUGUAGCAGUUCUGAGGAUUCUGGCUUUGGGUGUCAAGAAUUUAAAAGAGUUUGAAUUCAUUGAUGCACCUUGUUCUGAAGCUAUAGACAUGGCAAUGAGGAAUCUUGUUCAGUUAGGAGCUGUUAAGCAAAACAAUGAUGUCUAUGAACUAACUCAAGAGGGUCGCGACUUGGUUAAAUUGGGGGUUGAGCCUAGGCUUGGUAAAUUAAUUCUUGGCUGCUAUCACCAUAACUUGCGUAAGGAGGGCCUUGUUCUUGCGGCUGUAAUGGCAAAUGCAAGUAGCAUAUUUUGCAGAGUUGGUAAUGACGAGGAGAAACUUAGGUCAGACUGCUUCAAGGUGCAAUUUUGCCAUCGUGAUGGUGACCUCUUUACCCUUCUAUCAGUGUACAAGAUAUGGGAAGCUCUGCCUCGAGAGAGGAGAAACACAUGGUGUUGGGAAAACAGCAUCAAUGCCAAAACUAUGAGGAGAUGCCAGGACACUGUAUUGGAAUUGGAGUCUUGCCUUAAACAUGAGCUCAAUAGGAUAAUUCCUUGUAGCUGGCGUUGGAAUGCGCAUGUUUCAACUGAUUGUGAUAUAUACUUGAAAAAGGUUAUACUUUCUUCCCUGGCAGAAAAUGUAGCAAUGUUCUCAGGAUAUGAUCAAGUUGGUUAUGAGGUGGCAUUAACUGGGCAGCAUGUUCGGCUGCACCCUUCUUGUUCAUUACUGGUAUUCGGCCAGAAACCUAGUUGGGUUGUUUUUGGUGAACUCCUCUCAAGUUCUAAUCAGUAUUUGGCCUGCGUCACUACCAUUGAUUUUAACUCUUUGUCUACCCUUGAUCCCCCUCCUGUGUUUGAUGUGUCCAAGAUGGAAGGUCGAAAGUUGCAACUGAAAGUGUUGACUGGUUUUGGCAGUUGUUUGCUUAAAAGAUUUUGUGGGAAGGGCAACAGUUAUCUGCUUCAUCUUGUAUCUCGCGUCAGGACAAUUUGCAAUGACGAACUUAUCAGCAUUAAAGUCGAUUAUUAUCAGAAUGAGAUUAUGGUGUUUGCUACCCCACAUAACAUGGAUAGGGUUAUAAACCUUGUAUCCGAUGCAUUGGAGUGUGAAAAAAGAUGGCUGCGUAAUGAAUGCUUGGAGAAAUGCUUGUAUCAUGGUUCUGGUGGCUUGCCUCCUGUAGCAUUGUUUGGGGCUGGUGCAGAGAUCAAGCAUCUGGAGCUUCAUAAAAGGUGUUUGACUGUUGAUGUAUUUCAUUCAAAACUGGAUGACAUGGAUGAUAAGGAGUUUCUUACUGAGCUUGAAGAGUCUGCCUCUGGUAGUAUCUGUGGUCAUCAUAAGUUCCCCGGCACUGGGCAGGAAAAUGUUGACAAAGGAAAGGGGGCCAGGUUGACAUUUUUUACUCCUGAUGCUGCUCAGAAAGCUGUUGAAUUAAAUGAUUCUGAGUUUAAUGGUUCUAUACUGAAGGUUGUUCCUUCACAGGUUGGAGGUGAUCAUAAGGUCUAUCCACUCCUUGCUGUUAGAGCUAAAAUUUUAUGGCCUCGCAGGCAAAGCCACGGGUUUGCAAUUGUUAAAUGUGACAUGGAUGAUAUUUACCCCAUGCUUGCUGAUUUUUCUAACCUUGUAGUUUUAGGAAGAAAUAUUCGUUGUCAGCCUAGCAAAAGAUACAUGGACUCUGUUGUGAUUAGUGGACUAAACAGAGAUCUUUCUGAGAAAGAAAUCCUUGAUGUGUUAAGGACUGCUACUAGUAGGACAAUCCUGGAUUUUUUUCUGGUGAGAGGGGAUGCUGUAGAAAAUCCGCCAUGUGGUGCAUGUGAAGAAGCACUGCUAAAGGAAAUAUCACCCUAUAUGCCUAAACGGUACUCCCAUAGUAGCUGCACUGUUCAGGUUUUCCAACCUGAACCAAAGAGUCAUUUCAUGAGAGCUUUGAUAACAUUUGACGGAAGAUUACACUUGGAGGCAGCAAAGGCUUUAGAACAAUUGGAAGGGAAAGUAUUGCCCGGCUUCCUUCCAUGGCAAAAGAUGGAGUGUCAGCAGUUAUUUCAUAGCUCUCUGUCCUGCCCUGGCCCUGUUUAUCGUGUAAUAAAGAAGCAGCUAGAUCCUUUACUUGAAAGUUUUACGCAUCUAAAAGGUGUAGAAUGUAAUCUCGAGGAGUAUCCUAAUGGUUCCUGCAGAGUUAAGAUAUCAGCCAAUGCUACAAAAACGAUUGCUGAUCUGAGGAGACGUGUGGAGGAGCUUGUGAGGGGGAAGACUAUAGACCACCCAAGCCUCACUGCAACUGUUUUGCAGCUUCUGUUUUCCAGAGAUGGCACCAGUCUAAUGAACUCGUUACAGCGAGAGACAGGAACAUAUAUCAUUUUUGACAGGCACAAACUCAAUGUACAGGUCUUUGGUGAAGCACAUAAAGUUGACAUGGUCAAGCAGAAAUUGGUUGAAUCCCUUUUAAACCUCCAUGAAAGCAAGGUGCUUGAGAUCCGCCUUCAAGGUAAUGCUUUACCUCCUGAGUUGAUGAAAGAGGUUGUUAGAAGGUUUGGGCCAGACCUCCGAGGGCUCAAAGAGAAGGUACCAGGGGCUGAUUUUACUCUAAAUGUACGCCGUCAAUCCAUUCUCAUCCACGGAAGCAAGGAGUUGAAGCAAAAAGUUGAAGAGAUUAUUGAUGAGACUGCACAUAUGGCUGGUAGUUUGACUAAGAGGAUAAAUAGGGAAGCUGAUUGUCCAAUCUGCUUGUGUGAUGUUGAAGACGGUUACCGGCUUGAGGACUGUGGUCACUUGUUUUGUCGUUCAUGUUUGGUGGAGCAGUGCGAGUCUGCAAUCAAUAAUCAUGAUAGCUUUCCAUUAUGCUGCACUCAUGAGGGUUGCAGGUCUCCAAUUUUGAUCACAGAUCUCAGAUCUCUUUUAUCAAUUGAGAAGCUGGAAGAUCUGUUUAGGGCUUCGGUGGGGUCAUAUGUUGCUUCAAGUUGUGGCACCUACAGGUUUUGCCCAUCUCCCGACUGUGCUUCAGUCUAUCAGGUAGCGGCUCCUGGAACAGAAGGUGAACCAUUUGUUUGUGGUGCAUGUUAUGCGGAGACGUGUACCAUGUGCCAUUUAGAACAUCAUCCUUACAUGUCAUGCAAGCAGUACAAGAAUUUCAAGGAAGAUCCGGAUUCUUCAUUGAAGGAGUGGUGCAAAGGAAAAGAACAUGUGAAGAGCUGCCCGGUUUGCAGAUAUACAAUUGAGAAGAUAGAUGGGUGCAACCAUAUAGAAUGUCGGUGCGGGAAGCAUAUUUGCUGGGUUUGUUUGGCCUAUUAUGGAAGCAGCGAUGAAUGUUAUGGCCACUUGAGAAGUGUUCACCUGGCAAUCAUUUGAAUAACGGCUAGCUUAUAUUGUCGAUGUAAAAGCAGAAAAAUAUAAUAUAGGUAAUACACAGCAUAUAUAUAUGUAGGUAUAGUAUUCUGCUUUCUGUACAGUGCUUGUGCUUGUACUCGAGAGUGAUUGCUAGCUAAGUUUAUGUCCUUUCAAUCCAAUUUGGAUUUAAAGUAUAUGAAGUUCAGUUUCGCGAUCCAAAUUA